CUUUUUAUUUACCUACUCUCAGAAUUCAAAUAAAAUAAAUAAACUCAAGUGAGUUAAAAAAUAAAGCAUAAAAAGAAGAUAGUAAAUUAUGCUGAGUUUCUGAAAAUGCUCCAAUCGAAUCUACUUUCCUAGAAUAAAACUUGCGAUUUUAUUCGAAUCAAUAACCAUGCCUUUACGAUCUUCCCACAGUCAAAUAGAGGAACAAAUUGACACUUUCAUACAGAAUUUCAAACGGAACAGUGCUGUGUUUGUAAGCAACUUCAAUCUAGAAAAUUAUGGCGCCACGAUCAGACACACAUUCAGCGCUGGACAACUCAGCCCAACUGAUCAUAGAAGUAGCAAACGAUCUUCAUUUCUUUCAACUUAUUCGUCUUCAUCUAGAAGAACAUCAGUCGAUGGAACAAAUUCUUCAUUCUCAGAAGGCGAAUCAUUUUAUCAUGAUGAUGCAGAUGUUAGCGAGAGCAGUAGCGAUGAAACUAUGGAAGAAAAUAGUUGUUCCUUGUGUGUACAAGAUGUUGCACACUUGUUACAGAACAAAUAUGCUGUUAUAACAGGUGGGAAAACUUUAGAUGGUUACCCAAUUAUCACAUUUCCAGACUCGUCUGUUGAAUUCCUCAACUUAGCUGAAGAUGAAUUUAGAAAGUUAAUGCUUUUUUUAACUAGUGUCCCAUCUAUGCAAGAUGCGGAUAGAGGAUUUGUACUCAUCAUAGACAGAAGAAAUGACAAAUGGAGUGCUGUGAAGACAAUACUUCUGCGAAUUGCUGGGUUUUUCCCAGCUCUCAUUCAGUUGGUAUUUGUAUUAAGACCAGCUGGUUUUCUACAGAAAGCCAUAUCAGGUGUCAGUAACAAAUUCUUUAAAGAAGAAUUCAAAUUCAAGGUUAUAGUAUGCACAAGUGUAGAGGAAUUACAUUCUCAUAUAGAUAUUAGUCAGUUGACCAAUGAUUUAGGUGGAACUAUUGCUUAUGAUCUCAAUGACUGGAUACAGCAAAGAACAGCUGUUGAAAGGUUUUCAGCUAACACUAAAGAAAUUUCUAUCACUUUACAAGAUUUGAUUGAGCAGUUGCAAGCAAGUGUUCUUCCAAAUGAUGUACCUACUACAAUGACUUUUAUUGAAGAGCAUACUAAAGAGCACCAUGAGUUGAAAGAUGACAUUAGGAGUGCUAUCAGGCAUGGUGAAACAUUAUUGAGCUGCAUUCGUCGGCCAUCAGUUGAAGAUGCUUCUUUAGAUCUUUGUCCAGAUAAACUAGUCAAUGUUGCUGCUGUUGAAAGGUUGUUGGUGCAACUUGAAGAAACGGAAAAGAAUUUUGAUUCAUUUUGGGAUGAACACAUGAAGAAACUGCAACAAUGUUUAGAACUUAGACAUUUUGAACAAGAUUUUAAAGAAGUUCAGAGUGUGUUAUCUUCAUGUUUGGAUAAAAUUUCUGAUAUGCCAAUAUCUGGUGAUUCUGUUUCAAAAGUCCAAGAAGCUCUUAAAGAUGUGGAAGACUUUCAACAAAAUAUUGAAGCUGAUAUAAAUAAAGCUGUAGAAGUUCAAGAACAGGGUCAAAAACUCAUUGCUAAUGACCAUUAUGCUAUUGAUUCUAUUUCUCCAAAGUGUGUGGAGCUAGAGACGAUGGUAGGUGACCUCAAACAGCAGCUUCAACGUAAGCUUGACAUGCUUAGGAAAUAUUGUGACCUGCAUGAAAAAAUUGAAAAGGCAAAUAUGUGGUGUGCAGAAGGAGUUGAACUCUUGGCUUCUCACCAGAUUGAAAAGUGUACUUGCUAUGAAUUUGCCUCCAGAGCAUUAAAAAGCAUAACAGAAUUUUUACAGAAAGGUGCUGAUUUGCAAAUAAGUGCAGAACUUGAGCAUCAUUCUAUUCUUGAUGGUUCCAUAUCUCCAGAAACCAGAGCACUUGUACAACAGGUGUUGAAAAGACUUGAAGAUAUGCAGACAGUUUGUGAGAAGCGUAAAUCUAGUCUUGAGAAACUUGCUGUGAAGCCUGUACGUCCAAUCCAGGCAGUAGUUCCCGAACCCAAAGUGCCUUCUCAUCCACCUCUUAGAAGACCUUCUCCAGAUGGUGAUAAGAAAAUUCUUAGGAAAGCAACAAAGGCUACCAUUGAAAUUUGCUUUGAAGAAAACGAAGCAGAAGUGGCUUCAUAUUUUCAGCCUAUUCAUUCAGUUUCCAACAAUUCAUCUCCAAGAAAUAGUGCAGAUAUCUUAAGGUUAAAAAGGAACCAUGUUAUAACAGAACUCAUUGAAACUGAAAAAACAUAUGUUACUGAACUACAUAGCAUUCUAAAUGGCUAUUUAAAACAAAUUGAUAAUCCUGCCAUGAGAGAUAUAGUCCCCUCUGUUCUUUUUGAUAAAAAGGAAGUUCUUUUUGGUAAUAUGGAGGAUCUAUAUUUGUUUCAUAACAACACUUUUUUAUUAGACCUUGAGGGUUGUAUCAAUACUCCGGAACAAGUGGGGAGGUGCUUUGUAAGAAGAAGUGAAUCCUUCCAUAAAUUAUAUAGCAUUUAUUGCUUAAACAAGCCUAAAUCCGAAUCCCUCCGCAGACAAUGUGGUGACGACAAUCCCUUUUUCAAGGAAUGCCAGAGAAAUCUGGGUCAUAAAUUGCCUCUUGGUGCCUAUUUACUUAAGCCAGUCCAAAGAAUUACCAAAUACCAACUAUUACUUCAGGAUUUACUUAAAUUUUGUGAGGAAAGUAUAACUGAGCUUAAAGAAGCAUUAGAUACUAUGUUAACUGUGCUAAAGUAUGUGAAUGAUAGCAUGCAUCAAGUAGCUAUAACUGGUUUUCAUGGGUGCUUAACAGAUUAUGGUCCAUUAUUACUUCAGGGUCCAUUCAAUGUCUGGGUUGAAAACAAAAAAGAUCGCAUCAGAGAUCUGCGUUUUAAAGCUCAUCAAAGGUACAUAUUCUUGUACCAGGGUUUAGUUUUGUUUACUAAAAAAUAUGGCCGAGAAGAAAGUCCGAGUUAUGCCUUUAAAAAUGCUCUCAAGACAUCUCAAAUUGGACUUACUGAAAACAUGCACGGUAGCAAAGCAGAAGGGCGAAAAUUUGAGUUAUGGCUUCAUGGGCGUAAGCAAAUAUAUAUAUUACAAGCACCAUCUCCUGAAGUUAAAUUGAAAUGGGUGUCAGAAAUUAAAAAAGUUUUGUUUCAGCAGUUUGAGCACCUCAAAGAUGAAAACAAAAAGAUGUAUUCUGAUAAAAUAAAAACUUUAAAUGGACUUAUUUCACAGUCACCUAUUUCAAAAAGAGCACAAGUUGUAUCUAGUCAAAGUUGGGAUAAUAAUUCCCCAAUGAAUAACAAUAUUUUGGAUAAAAGUGAAAAAACAAGAAGAGCAACAUUCACCUCUGAAGAUAGUUUUCAAAAAGAAGAUCUUGAUAAUCAAGACGAUGGUUGGUCUACAGAUGAGCUAUCUCAAACUGAAGACGAAGAUGAAGAUGGAGAUAUCUUUCUUCAAAAUGCAGAGGUGAAAGGUAGGUAUGUUGUGCUCGGAGACUAUGAAGCUGUAGAUGUGGGCGAAGUCUCUUUGCAUGAAGGCCAGAUUGUGGAAACAGAAAAGAUAGGCUGUGCAGGCUGGUGGUAUGUUCGUUGUAUGGAUACAGGAAGUCAGGGUUGGGUCCCAGCAUCUUAUUUGGGUCCUUCAGUUGGUCAUAAUAAUAAAAGGAAUUCCAGAUCAUCACCAUCUGUUAGUAGUCAAGAUUCAGGUAGUGGAAGCCUUCAGCGUGCAGCUAGUAAAUCUAGUGUAGCUAGUAACAUGAGUAGUACAAGUCAAGAGGCAGUCAAUUCAUGAUGAAUAGCAGUCCAAUCAUCCAACAACUGUUUGUACUCUUUUAUAUGGCUUCAAAAUAGUAUCCAUGACAGUUAGAUAACAUGGAAAUUCUCCAUUAAAUUACAUUUGCACAUCAAUAGCUCUACCUCUUAGUACCCUGUGUAAAUCGUGAAAUUCAUAACUUAGAUAUCCAAGUACAAUAUUGGUUAUAGUAAAUGCUACCAAUGAUUUUCAAGACUAUUAAAUCUGGUUUCCUAAAAUCGAAAUACAAGAAAAAUAAGUUUAAAAGGAUAAAUUCUGCUUUUUAGCAUAAUGACUUUAAGGCAGUAUUCCUUUUCCUUUUCUAAAAAUUCCUUUCUUGUGUUCUGAAAUAAAUGAGGAAUUUGUAAUUUUUUUUGUGAAUAAUUUUAAAAUUUAUAUUUUAUAUAUGUAUAAUUAUUUCCUGUAAUUCACAGGAGUGCUGCUUUUCAUACUAUUUACUAUAUACUUAAAAGAUAAAGAAAGCAUUUUAGAAAAAAUUAAUAAAAUUAUUUAAGAUUUGCAUCAUGUAAAUAUUUUUAAAAAAUUUAUUUUCAGAGCAUGCAAAUUUUUGUUUAUAAAAAAAUUCUACAGGUACAAAAAUGUAAAUAAAUUUGAUUUGGUAGCCCCUGUAUAGUUGUAUGCAUUUCAUUCGAAAAAUAGUCACAGGAGUAUCAUAGUUUUUAAGGUUGUGACUUCAUAUUGGUCAUUCUAGUUGGUGUUCAAUUUUUAAAAAUUGUAUAUUUGAUGUAUAAAUGUUUUGUAAAUAUGUGUAUGAUUUGUAUUGUAUUUGGCUAUUUAUUAUCACUCUCUGCUUGCUUUAUUGAUUCAACUGAAGAAUUACACUUCUUAAAAUGGAGCAUUUCCCAUUGAACUACUUAAUUGUUCACAUUAUGCUGUGCAUGAAAUGUUUUGUAAAGAUGUAAUAGUUUAGAAAAAGAAAAUAUUUCUUUUCUUGAAUUUUGUAUACCAUUUUUUAAAGCAUAAAGUUUCAGGUGCAAUAUGAAAAUAUGUUGCUGUUUAACUGAAUACUCAUUUUUUAAAAAGAAUUAAGUCUUCUAGAGAAGCUUGCUAUAGUAUUUGAAAUGUUUACUUUUGAAAAAUUAUAAUUUCUUAUUGGCUUACCAAUUUAAAACACA
Molecule: messenger RNA, 4911 nt
Organism: Argiope bruennichi
Lineage: Eukaryota; Metazoa; Arthropoda; Arachnida; Araneae; Araneidae
Product: guanine nucleotide exchange factor DBS-like
Exons: 26
Coding region: 167-3775 (1202 amino acids)
Cellular component (GO): cytoplasm
Molecular function (GO): protein binding; guanyl-nucleotide exchange factor activity
Source: RefSeq, a predicted model, not a curated record